AUGCCUCGCUUUCGCUUCUCUGCCCUCUGGGCGGCGCCGGAGGUGUGCCCCGUGAGCAAAAAGGCACGCAGCAUCCCCGUCCUCAACCCCGUCAACGUGUACGGGCGAGUCUUUUUCUUUUCCUGGAUGGGUUUCAUGCUCGCCUUCUGGGCCUGGUACACCUUCCCGCCACUCCUCACCGUCACCAUCAAAAAGGACCUGCACCUCACCGACGCGCAGGUCGCCAACUCCAACAUCAUCUCCCUCAUCGCCACCCUCCUCCUCCGCUUCGCCACCGGCCCGCUGUGCGACCAGUUCGGCGCCCGCCGCGUCUUCUUCGGCCUGCUGCUGCUCGGCUGCCUGCCCGUCGGCCUCGCGCCGCUCGUGCGCUCCGCCUCGGGCCUCUACGCCGCGCGCUUCUUCCUCGGCAUGCUCGGCGCCACCUUCGUGCCCUGCCAGGUCUGGUGCACCGGCUUCUUCGACCGCGGCGUCGUCGGCGCCGCCAACGCGCUCGCCGGCGGCUGGGGCAACGCCGGCGGCGGCAUCACCUACUUCAUCAUGCCGGCCGUGUUCGACUCGCUGGUCGCGCGCCAGGGGAUGAGCCCGUCCGAGGCGUGGCGCGUCACCUUCGUGGUGCCGCUGGUAUGCCUGGUGGCGUGCGGCCUGGGCAUGAUGCUGCUGUGCCCGGACUCGCCGGUCGGCGCGUGGGGGGAGCGUGAGGAGCGCAUACAGGAGAACCUGCGCAGCCUCCGCACGAGCCUGGACGGUGGCAGCGGCAGCAGCACAGAGGUGGGCAGUCCCAAGUCGGGGCUGGCCACGCCCGCGGACGCCUACCUGUCCGACGAGGAAAAGGCCUCAAAGGUACCGGCAAGCCUGGGUGCUGCCGCGGGCGGCCUCUCGCACCAGCAGGCCAUGGACAUUGCACAGGGCGAGGUCAUCGUCAAGCCGCGGCUGCGCGACUCUCUCGGCGUCGUCCUCUCCCCGCAGACGGCCUUCCACGUCGCCACCUACGCCUGCUCCUUUGGCGGCGAGCUGGCCAUCAACUCGGUCCUCUCCGCCUACUACAAGCACAACUUCCCGCACCUCUCGCAGACGGCCGCCAGCAACCGCGCCGCCAUCUUCGGCUUCCUCAACGUCGUCACGCGCCCGCUCGGCGGCGUCGUCGCCGACCUGCUGUACAGGCGCAGCGGCGGCAGCCUCUGGUGGAAGAAGGCGUGGAUCACCGUCUGCGGCGUGCUCUCCGGCGCGCUGCUCGUCGUCGUCGGGCGCGUGGACCCGUCCGCCACACACGGGUCGUCCGCCGGCGCGCUGGUCGCGCUGAUCACGGUCAUGGCCGUGUUCCUUGAGGCCGGCAACGGCGCCAACUUUGCGCUCGUGCCGCACGUGCAUCCCGCGGCCAACGGCAUCGUGUCGGGUGUCACGGGCGCGGGCGGCAACCUCGGCGGCGUGGUGUUCGCCGUCAUCUUCCGGUUCGUGGACGGCGGCAAGGGGUACGCGACGGCGCUCUGGAUCAUCGGCGUGCUGCACGUCGCGAUCAACCUAGCCGUGUGCUGGAUCCCGCCACUGCCAAAGGGCCAGGUCGGCGGGCGAUGA
Messenger RNA from Cordyceps fumosorosea ARSEF 2679, 1572 nucleotides. RefSeq names its product high affinity nitrate transporter NrtB. The coding region runs from base 1 to 1572 and encodes 523 amino acids. Lineage: Eukaryota; Fungi; Ascomycota; Sordariomycetes; Hypocreales; Cordycipitaceae. The transcript has 2 exons. Gene Ontology annotation, cellular component: membrane. The record is from RefSeq and is a predicted model, not a curated record. Gene Ontology annotation, biological process: nitrite transport; nitrate transmembrane transport. Gene Ontology annotation, molecular function: nitrate transmembrane transporter activity; nitrite transmembrane transporter activity.